AUGUCCAAAAUACGAAUAUCGUAUUAUAAAAGCGCAAGAACAGCGACCAAAGAGCAGCCCUAUCGACGACCACCCCCGGAUCCAUUUGUCCGUCAUCCCAAAAUCAGAGAAUACCUCCGCCAUCCGACCUGGUCCGUGAAGUCCCUGCUUCCAGACCCUGCUGCUGUAGAGCACCAAGCACCGACGAUGGCCCCAAAAGAACUGCAUCAUCUCCUCCGUCUAUCCGCGCUGCCGCAGCCCAAGGAUGCCGCCGAAGAGUCCUCCAUGCUCAAAACAUUAGAGACCCAGCUACAUUUUGUACGCGAGAUCCAGAAAGUCGAUACCACGGGCGUCGAACCUCUUGUCAGCAUCCGUGAUGAGACCCCACAAGCUAUUGAGGAGAACACGAUCACUCUAGCUGAUUUGCAGGAGGAUCUCGAUGCUGAGGAAAAGGUAGGGAAGAAUGGGAGGGUGAGGAGAGUACCGAGGGAUGAUCCAAAGGCAAAGAAGGCAGAGGACUGGGAUCUGUUCAAGAUGGCUGAGGGCAAGACGAUGGGAAGGUUCUUCGUCGUCAGAAAACACAAGGAAGUGAAGGAAGAUGUUGUCAAGGAGAAGAGUGGGCCUUGA
Molecule: messenger RNA, 606 nt
Organism: Endocarpon pusillum Z07020
Lineage: Eukaryota; Fungi; Ascomycota; Eurotiomycetes; Verrucariales; Verrucariaceae
Exons: 1
Coding region: 1-606 (201 amino acids)
Biological process (GO): regulation of translational fidelity; glutaminyl-tRNAGln biosynthesis via transamidation
Molecular function (GO): glutaminyl-tRNA synthase (glutamine-hydrolyzing) activity
Source: RefSeq, a predicted model, not a curated record